AUGUCUGUGAACCAGCAAAGCGUCCUCAUCACAGGUUGUACACCUGGGGGUAUCGGGUUCCAGCUGGCAAAGGAAUACCAAUCAAGAGGCCUACGAGUGCUAGCCACUGCACGAAAGGCCGAGGUCUGCUCAGAGCUCAUCUCGCUGGGCUUCGAGGCGUUGGAAGUCGAUGUGACCAAAAUUGAAUCCGUCCACGCUUUACGCGACAAAGUGUCGCAGUUGACUGGCGGUACUUUAGACGUACUCGUCAAUAAUGCAGGCCGUUCUUGUACUGUCCCUGCGACGGACGUCCAGAUGAGCGACGUCCAUGAGGUAUUUGAUACCAACCUUUUCGGAGUAAUGCGGAUGGUACAAGAAUUCGUCCCUCUACUCAUCGCGAGCGGCGAUGGGCGCAUAGUCAACAUCGGGUCCAUUGCCGGAGUCAUGCCUUACCCAUUUGGCGCAGUUUAUAACGCCUCGAAGGCUGCGCUGCAUGCUUAUGGCGAUAACCUCCGACUAGAACUUGCACCAUUCAAUAUCCAAGUUAUCACCAUCGUCACCGGCGGAGUCAAGAGCGGCAUCUCAAACAGAACGCUGCCCAUUUCUCCGACAUCUCUCUAUGCCCCCAUCGCCAACAUCUUUGUCAAGACCCGCAUGAACCGCUCCCAGAAGAAUGCGAUGCCAACAGAAGCCUAUGCACGCGCGGUCGUUGCACAGUCCCUCCGCCGCAGUAUAAAACCAUGGUUUUGGACUGGAAACUUCUCAUAUUGGUGCUGGUUUAUCGACACAUUUCUCCCCAAGAGAGGCUUCGACUGGAUCUUCUCGUGGGAAUUUGGCUUGUCCGCCCUCAAGAAAAUCGUUUACGAGCGCAGGCAAAAGAGGCAAUCCUGA
Messenger RNA from Mycena indigotica, 870 nucleotides. Its product is annotated as Arabinanase/levansucrase/invertase superfamily protein. Gene Ontology annotation, molecular function: triacylglycerol lipase activity; acylglycerone-phosphate reductase (NADP+) activity. The transcript is spliced from 8 exons. Lineage: Eukaryota; Fungi; Basidiomycota; Agaricomycetes; Agaricales; Mycenaceae. Bases 1 to 870 code for a protein of 289 amino acids. Gene Ontology annotation, cellular component: endoplasmic reticulum; lipid droplet. Gene Ontology annotation, biological process: phosphatidic acid biosynthetic process; triglyceride catabolic process. The record is from RefSeq and is a predicted model, not a curated record.